AUGCGAUUCGAGGUGCUGACUCUCUGCCCUCGGCGGAGGCGGCCGAGGGCCCCUGGAGGCUGGCGGGAGAAAGGCGAGAGCAGGCUAGACGUCAUCGCGGCGCUGGUGCCCCCAGGAGCGACCACCAAGCGGUCGCCAGUGUCCAGCCCCGGCGUGCGCGCAGCGCUGCUGAGGGCGGCCGCGGCGGCCAAGAUACACGACAUGUGCGAGGAGCGCGGCGCGCCCGCGGCCGCCGGCGGCGGCGCGCCCGGCGAGCAGUCCUCGCGCUACACCUCGAGCCUGCUGAGCCUGCUGCUUCAGCAGUACGGCAAGCGCGGCAGGCCGCCGCCCGCGCUCUGCCCCUGCGUGCCGCAGCCGGGCCGG
Messenger RNA from Prorocentrum cordatum, 363 nucleotides. The record is from the annotation of a GenBank genome assembly. NCBI's taxonomy places the organism in Eukaryota, Dinophyceae, Prorocentrales, Prorocentraceae.